AGUUAUUUUUUCUUUGAUUUUUUCUUUCCUUUGGAUUUCAAUACCGGUCUUAUGCCAGACUUCUAGAGCUGCUUCACAUACUGCAUCAGCAACAAUUGAAUUUGAUUUUAUUGAUUUCUCAGUUUUAAAUUCACAGUUCUUAAGGUAAAAAAAUAAUUUCAAAAUAUCCCCAUUAUUAGGAAUAAUUGUUUGGCUCAGAGCAUCGAUAGAAUUUCCUACCAACCAAAUAUUUUGUGACUGUUGUCUUCUUUUCGAUAUUGUUGAUUCAGCCGUGUCAAAAGCAAUCACCAAUCAUAUACUAACAAAAUAGUUAAGGUUUUCGAUUAUUUCAUACUGGCGACUAUUGGGGUAAACUGCGUUCUUCUAGCUUUGAAUAGCCCUCUUCCGAAGCAUGAUAAAUCAAGACUCAAUCUAAAGUUGGAAAAAGCAGAACUUUACAUGUUAAUAAUAUUUAUUACCGAAGCAAUUUUAAAAAUUGUUACUCAAGGAUUUAUAUUGCAUCCUGGAUCCUACCUUAGAAAUGCUUGGAAUAUCUUGGAUUUUAUAGUUGUUGUGACUGGUAUUAUAAGUUUGCCAGAAGUUGACAUUGAAUUUGAUGCAGGCAGCAUAAAAGCUUUGCGAGCAGGGCGUGUUCUGCGACCUUUAAAACUUGUAUCAGGAAUACCAAGUUUGCAGGUAGUAAUGAAGUCUAUUAUGCGAGCAAUGGCUCCUUUACUUCAAAUAUGUCUACUAGUUGGAUUUGUAAUUGUCAUCUAUUCAAUUAUUGGUUUAGAAUUUCUUAAUGGACAUUUUCACAAAUAUUGUCUUGGAAAUACAACAGAUUUAAAUAACGACAAACCACAAUUGUGUGGUAAAAACGGAUUUCAAUGUGAACCUGGUACUUAUUGUAAUGGAACUUUUGAAGGUCCUUCAUAUGGCAUUGCUUCAUUUGAUAAUAUGUUACUGAGUAUGCUAACAGUAUUUACAUGUAUCACAUGUGAAGGAUGGAGUCAGAUCAUGUAUGAUACUUUUGAUGUGUAUGACAAAAAUGGGUUGUUCUUUUGGAUAUACUACUACUCAUUGAAUAUUAUUGGGGCAAAGUUUAUGCUUAAUUUAGUUCUUGGUGUGUUGAGUGGAGAAUUUGGAAAAGAGAGGGAGCGUGUUGAAAAUAGAACUACAUUUUUGCUCCUCCGUCAGGGGCAACAAGUUGACAGGGCAUUAAAUGGUUAUAUGGACUGGAUUGAUGCUGCAGAACAAGCAAUAAAUCGCGAAGAAGAUGAAGAGAAUCAUCAAUUAAAACGCAUUCGAAACCAAAAAAAGAAAGAAGACGGAAUAAAUCUGGGAAUGACAAAGAUCCUAAUGAAAGGAUCAUCUGAAAAAAAAUUUCGUCUCAAUAUGAACAACAGUUCUCCAAAGCAAACUCUAAAAGAACUUCUUCAUAAAAAGCUUCGUAGGUUUCGUUUAGCAGUAAAGCGCUUUGUCAAUCAUUCAGUGUUCUAUUGGUCAAUAAUUACGUGUGUGUUUUUAAAUACUGUGUCAGUUGCUGUACAACAUUAUAGGCAACCUCAAUGGCUUUCAGAUCUUCAAGAUAUAUCAGAGCAAGUUUUUCUUACCUUCUUUUUAAUGGAAAUGUUUUUAAAGAUUUAUGGAUUGGGUCCUACUAUGUACUUUAGAUCUAAGUUUAAUAAAUUUGAUUUUGUGGUUGUAACUGCUGGUGUAUUUGAACUGAUCAUUUAUAAAAUCUACAAAAUAAGUAUGGGCAUCUCUGUGCUAAGAGCCUUAAGACUGUUGCGGUUGUUUAAAUUCACAAGAUACUGGUCAUCAUUAAAAAAUUUGAUUACAUCAUUAUUAAGUAGCAUUAAAUCUAUUAUCAGCUUGAUAUUUCUUUUAUUCUUAUUUAUUCUUAUCUUUGCUUUGUUGGGAAUGCAACUUUUUGGUGGUGGAUUUUCUUAUAAAAUUCCACCAUUACGUACUAACUUUAAUGAUUUUGGUAGUGCAAUGUUGGCUGUAUUUCAGAUAUUGACAGGCGAAGAUUGGAAUACUGUGAUGCAUGAAGGGAUAUUAGUUUAUGGAGGUCCAAAAUCUGCCAAAGGUUUAAGUGUUAGUUUGUACUUUGUUACAUUAGUUGUUCUUGGAAAUUAUACUCUUUUAAAUGUGUUUUUGGCAAUUGCUGUUGAUAAUUUAACAAAUGCACAAGAAAUUAGCGAAGAUGAGGCUUCAGAAGAAAAAGCUAGAUUGCAACAUAAUAAAGAGAUAAAACAGAAAUAUGCACCAAAAAUAAUGGAAACCGAAAGUUUGCCGGUCAGUGUUAAUACAAAGGAAAAAAAGGUAAAAACAAAUGAAUUUGACACUUUUCCAUACGAAGGUGGAAAUGCUUUACCUAAUCAAGGUUUCAUGAAAAAUCUGAAAUUUCCUGGUCGUAUGACUGGUUUAUUAAGUUACAAUCCUGAAGUUCUUCAAAUGAACUCAAUGUUUAUUUGUUUUCCUGGAAAUCGGGUUCGAAUUUUUAUUUUUGAGCUGGUUACAUCAAAGUACUUUGACAAUGCAAUGUUGGUUUUGAUUUUGGUGAGCAGUGCAUUUCUUUCGCUUGAAGAUAUGGAAGAUCGAAAUUCUACAAGAAAUAUGGUUUUGAAGUAUUUUGAUUUUUUUUUCACUUCUAUUUUCUCAUUGGAAAUUUUGUUAAAGAUUAUUGCAUAUGGUGUUGUUUUGCAUCCAGGCUCAUAUUUUCGAGAUCCUUGGAAUGUUAUUGAUGCCCUGGUUGUUAGUUGUGCAAUAGCAUCGUUAAGCCUUGAACAUAUAAAAAGUUCAAGCCAAACUCAAAAGUAUAUAAAUGUUUUACGUGUAUUGCGAGUACUACGUCCUCUUAAAGCAAUCAAUAAAACAAAAAAGCUUAAGGCAGUUUUUCAUUGCAUGCUAUAUUCCCUGAAAAAUGUUAUCAAUAUACUGCUGAUUACAUUCCAGUUUCUUUUUAUUUUUGCAGUAAUGGGUGUUCAACUAUUUUCAGGAAAGUUUUAUUACUGUACAGACAUAUCCAAAAAUCUUGAAGAAUCUUGCCAGGGUCAAUAUAUUGAUUUUAAAGAUAAUAAAUUCAAUGAACCAAAGAAUGAAAAGCGUGAUUGGAUGAACAGUGAUUUUAAUUUUAAUAAUGUUUUUGAAGCUUUAAUAACAUUGUUUACAUCUUCUACUGGCGAGGGUUGGCCAACUGUGAUGUUUACUGCAAUUGACAGCACUGGUUAUGAUAAAGGACCAUUGUUGAAUAAUCAGAUUCAAGUUUCAUUGUUUUUUGUUUCCUUUGUUGUUGUUUUUACAUUUUUCUUUUUAAAUAUUUUUGUUGCACUCAUCAUCUUGACCUUUCAAGAACAAGGGGAAUCUGAAGAAGGUGAUUGUGAACUUGAUAGAAAUCAGCGGGGAUGCUUGCAAAUUGCAAUGGAGUCUAAACCAGGAGAACGAUUUAUGCCUGAAAAUCCCAAUAGUUUGCAAUACAAACUGUGGCUUUUUGUUGAUUCUGUACCAUUUGAAUACUUUAUAAUGCUGCUUAUAUGUGGAAAUACUUUCAUACUUAUGCUCAAGUUUCACGAACAACCAAAAUCGUAUAGUGCUUUUUUAGAAGUGGUCAAUAUUGUUUUCACAUUUUUGUUUACUGCUGAGUUUUUUCUCAAAAUAUUUGCACUCAGACAAAAUUACUUUCGGGAUGGAUGGAAUGUCUUUGAUUUUAUCAUUGUUUUAGGAAGCGUUUUAGAUUUUCUUUUUUUAAAAUUGAGCGGACCAGACAUACCAUUUGAUCCAAGUUUAUUCAGAUUAUUUCGUGCUGCUCGACUCAUAAAGUUAUUACGGAGAGGAUACACCAUUCGUAUUUUAUUAUGGACAUUUUUGCAAUCUUUUAAAGCUUUACCUUAUGUUGCUAUGCUAAUUUUUCUGUUAUUUUUUAUUUAUGCUAUUAUUGGAAUGCAGAUGUUUGCAUUAAUAUCAUUGGAUAAUGGAGAUGAGGCACCUUGGUCUGAGAUAAAUCAAUACAACCAUUUUCGUGCUUUUUUUCCUGCAAUGCAAGUAUUAUUUAGAGCUGCUACUGGAGAAAACUGGCACAAUAUUAUGUUAGCUUGUACUUCAAAAGCUAAAUGUGACCAAAAAUUAGCUGCUGCAAAAGGUCAAGAAUAUUGUGGUAGUGAAUUUGCAUACAUGUACUUUGUAUCAUUUAUCUUCUUUUGUUCAUUUUUGAUGUUAAACUUGUUUGUUGCAGUAAUUAUGGACAACUUUGGAUAUUUAACACAAGAUGAAAGUAUUUUAGGACCUCAUCAUCUUGAUGAAUUUGUUAGAGUUUGGGCUGAAUUUGAUCCAAGAGCAACUGGACGCAUUAAGCAUACUGAAGUUUGUCAAUUACUACGGCAAAUGUCUCCACCUAUUGGACUUGGCACUAAAUGUCCUAAAGUUGUUGCAUACAAACGUCUUAUACGAAUGAAUAUGCCAUUGCAUCCUGACAAUACAGUAGAUUUUACUGCUACAUUAUUUGCUUUGGUCAGAACAGCUCUUAAUAUUAUGACUGAUAAAAACAAUUUACACAGCAACAAUAUUGAGAUGAGAUUGAUGUUAAAAAGAGUAUGGCCGAAUAUUACGAAAAAAACCUUGGAUCGUGUUAUACCAAAACGUAAUCAAGGUGCCAGUCAAAUGACUGUAGGUAAAAUCUAUUGUGCUAAACUUAUUUAUGAAAAUUACAAACAUUUGAGAUUAUCUUCUAAACAAAACAAGAACAACUUGUGUGCUGUAAAUAAUUUGACUGAAGAGUCUCUUGAUAUUUCAAAUAUUCAGAUGAAUAAAUCUCUUCAAAUAAAUGAUAGUGCAUCGACCAAUGCUCUAUAUAUUGGUAAUUAUAAUACUCGUGGGAAUAAUCAACUACCAAUAAAAUCUAUUCAAUCAACACAGUCAUCAGAUAGACAAAAUUUAAUCAAAAAGCAGAAAAAAGAUGUUGCACUUGCAAUCAAGUCUGGAAAGAAUCCAUACGAUUUAUACGGUUUACCGCCCUCCUUUGAAGAAGAAGAAUGGUGUUAGUUACUUGUUAAAAUGAUAUCUUUGCUUAUUUAAAUAUAGGCAUACGCUUGGCUAGAUAAACUAACUAAAGAACAACAUGCUUCGUUAACAAUGCUAACGAUACAAAGUGCAUACUAUUAAGUUACGUGCAUGUCACAAUAAUAUUAUGCUGUUUAGCAUAUUACGAAUUGUUUGUUUUUUUUAUUAUUUGUAAAAACAAUUUUCUUGCUAAUAGUUUUAAUAUUUCAA
Hydra vulgaris (swiftwater hydra) is the source of this 5250-nucleotide messenger RNA. RefSeq names its product voltage-dependent N-type calcium channel subunit alpha-1B. Gene Ontology annotation, biological process: calcium ion import across plasma membrane. Gene Ontology annotation, cellular component: voltage-gated calcium channel complex; membrane. Lineage: Eukaryota; Metazoa; Cnidaria; Hydrozoa; Anthoathecata; Hydridae. The record is from RefSeq and is a predicted model, not a curated record. Gene Ontology annotation, molecular function: high voltage-gated calcium channel activity; calcium ion binding.